This is a messenger RNA of Gregarina niphandrodes, 1479 nucleotides long. RefSeq lists its product as hypothetical. The record is from RefSeq and is a predicted model, not a curated record. The transcript has a single exon. Bases 1 to 1479 code for a protein of 492 amino acids. Lineage: Eukaryota; Apicomplexa; Conoidasida; Eugregarinorida; Gregarinidae.
AUGAAGACUGCUGAACGUGGCCUUACUUACGUGCUUGUAGAUCUGCAGUGGAAAAUUCUCCCCAAGUCGUUUAAAGUUGAGGCACUCAACCACUUGACUGCGCUGGCCGCGGCCGACAUCGAGGGCGCAGAGGACGAUUUGUACCAAACCGUGUUGUUGCUCUUGAGUUCGGACGAGCUACCGUUGCACCCUGUCCUUUUUGCCAAGUUCAUGGAUGCGUGCAAGGAACGCCAGCAUCCCCACGACAUGAUUCCCCUAUUGGCUUGCUGCCUCUCGUCAGCGUCUCAACAGACAGAUGACGUCAUCCAGGAGUUAACUCGGCGGCUCCAGGUUAGCUCGGGUUUGGAAGUUAGUUCGGAUCAUGAAGAGGGGUCGGUUCAUGAGGACAGGUCGGGUCUGGACGACAGAUCGGGUCAGCCGGGCCUGAGCCCUUCGUUGCUGUCGGCUUUGUUAUAUGGGGUGUAUCGGGUCGGAUUGAAGGCGAUGUUUACCAGGUUCGGGGUCCGAUGGCACGAAGGCUUUCUGCCGUUGUGGCCGCACCAGUGGAUUUCCAAACCGGUGGAAGAUUACUAUAAAGACGAUCGACCUUGCCCGUGGGAUUUGACUCAGCUCGGUGUCUGCACCUUCGACCGGUUGGAUGAUUUCCUUGCGUUCCCUAACAGCGACCGGCCUGAGGGGGGAUUGAACGUUGGUGGGCUCGAAGACCGGGUCAUAAAGCUGGUUACAGGCGGUCUAGAACCGCUGAAUCUCUGGUUACGAGCGGUCGCCACUUUGUGCCGGGCAUCGAAUGAGGCCCUGUAUCAGUUCAGGUUCCGGGACGUUCUUAGCCGGCUUCAUGUGUCCACCGCGCAGAAUGAGCUGCUCGACCUGGCUAUUGCUAGCGGCUACGUGAGCGCUCGAGAAAUACAAGCAUGCGCCCAACAGCUGCUGGAUGAAGGGGGCACCGACUUGACCACGGCGCUUACGGCUGCAGAGGUCUUGCUGCUGGCGGGAACAAUGGCACCGCAAACGGGGAACAGUAAGAUCAAGGACUUGGUGACCCGUAAAAUAACAAGCGGGCCCAAGCUAAGCGAUGUUCGCAUGGUAGCCAUGAUCAUGUACCUGAGCCGCAUGGUUCCCGCUGGGGGUCGAUUGCAAGACCAGCAUAGUUUGAGCACUGGUGGUUUGACGGACAAGGCAGUGGGCGAAGUGUGCGGGAAAUUAUGGAAAUCAAUAUACCGACGGAAAGGUGAGGUUCGGACGGGAACUACUCUAUUCAGCAUUGUUCUGGCGUGGAUAAUGCGCGUGUGGAGCAUGUCCUUGGAGGUGCCGGCGGUUUCGUUGGUGGAGUUUUUUGACUUGUGGAAAGACCCCGUUGACCACGGAAACUGGUCGCGAGAGCUGGAGGACUUUUGGCAGCGGUUGCCGACAAGUACAUUGCGAGAGCUGCCGUUGGUGCGACAGGCGUACGAUAGUUUUGCCCGGAAAAGCGGGGCCUAA